GGAGCGGGCAAGAAGAGUCUCGAGGAAGCAGCUCGGCGCGUUUAUUCGACUCUCGGAAGGCAAAAGCGCCGUUACGUGCAACGCACACACACGCACACACAGGACACCGGCGCCGACGUCGUCGCCCCUUUGGACAUCAACUCGUUCUACGGGACAGAGCCUGUGCGCAGUGCGUUUCUGCGGCGGCAUUGUUCCAAACAACCCCUCGACAGAGGCAGAGUAGCUUCCAGUGACGCCCAGGAACAGCCCGAAACACACACCCUCCGGCGUACUUUCGUCGCAGCACCAGCAGCAGUCAUGGCCCCGGUGUACGAUUUUCGCCACGUUGAAUUGGAUAAGAUUGGCCGCGGAAAGAGGGUGAUCAAGCCCCCUGGCGGCGACGACAGCGACAUUUUCGGCGUGCGCUCCCCGCAGCUGCAGUCGAGCGCCGAGCCCAGCACGCCGCGCAGGGUCAAGAACUACCAGCAGUCGUCCAUCUUCACGCCCUCCGAGGAGGACCUGACGCCGACGACGCCUUCCAGUGGCGCCAGCACGCCCACGCGGCGCCGCAUGAGCGACAACAGCCAGGAGCGCCUGUUCGGCUCGGAAGACGUGCCCACCCCACGGCGCGUCGUCGACCGCAUGAAGUCCAACAUAUUCAGCGAGCUCGACUCACCCGCGCCACAGGCCCCCGCCCCGGCAUCGGCCUCCAAGAAGUUCGGUGAGCUACCUUUGUCCCGCAACCCGAUCACAGGCGAUGUGUACCACGUCAAGCAAAAUGGCCACGGCGGCAUGAACGGGUACAGCAGCAACGGAUCCACUUCACCCGUGGACUCGCCGCCCAACGGCCACGUCCAGUACGCUCCCGGGGGCAGGCCGUCGGGAGGCUUCUGAAAAGGCUGCGCGUCUGCGGCGACGAACACAGCCUCCGAGCUUCUUUCCGCGCCUUCCUCUCAGCGACGUGCAGGCAGCGAGGGGGCCACAGUCGGUCGGCUGAUUAGCACCGCCAGCGUGUUCGAGCUUUGGCCAGUCUUCUUUAUUUUUUAUUUUUUUUGCCGUUCUUGGGCGCGGCGGGGUCUUUCAUGGGGACAGCUGAAAACUCUCGAAGAGCAUCGUCCGCUAUAAUACGCACGUCUAGCGUCUCUUUUCGCGGGGAUAUCAGGAUUAUUCUACUAUACGCCGUCACGCUACGAGGUUUUUUGCAGAAGCAGUCAAGUUGCGCCACCCGCACGUAGCCCGUGGGGUGGGCCGAGCAGUGUAUACGAGGCACGCUUUCUGUGUGUUUUGCUGUAGCAAAAAAACGUUCACUGAAAGUCCACUACCGAGCGUGUAUAUGCGUCGUUCAAUCCAAGGCGUGUUCCUGAGGAAAACGUGUAUAGCCUCGAGGCAACGAAAAAAACCAAAACAAAGCAAGCGGUGAAAUAAAAGCCGCGAUUCGAUACAACGCGCGAACGCGGCGCAAGCCCUGAUUGCCCACAGUUUUAACGGCGCCGGUGACAAGAUGAACGGGAAACUGGAGUACAAGGAAACGAACUCUAUUUUGUGUACAUAUAAAGUGGAGUGGUAGCGAAUGUGUGUCCACAGCAAAGUGGUGAGAAGUUUCAACGCGUUUUUUUUUUAACCGCCUUUGCUUCUCGACGCAAGCAGUAAAGGAAAAGGUGACAUGCGUGCUUUCUUAUAGUCUCGCCCAAAGCUAUGUAGUGUGGUCGUUUCAAAGUAGGCAUAGAGCUUCUUGUACUAAGAGAGAGCCGCGCGCAAGGUAUACUGUCUGUCCACUCCAUCCAUCUCACGCUUUUCUAUGCACUCCCGAGGUUCUCACUGCUCACGUGAAGUGUCGACGAUUGGUGGAGACCUCGGCAGUUCUGCCAUGUGUACACCAAACCUGUAUCGCAACUACUCCUCUAUGUCUAUUUUUUCGGCUCUGUCAUUCUUCUUAUUUUUAUUUUUUAAUCUUUUGAUUCGCUGCGCUCUCUCCUCUCAAAAUGAUGCCGCACAAGAGUAUGUGCUGUACUACGAUUUGUAUCUCGCAGUAUUUUUAAUAAAGUAUUGAAACGCA
Messenger RNA from Dermacentor andersoni, 2035 nucleotides. RefSeq names its product microtubule-associated protein Jupiter (gene Jupiter). NCBI's taxonomy places the organism in Eukaryota, Metazoa, Arthropoda, Arachnida, Ixodida, Ixodidae. The record is from RefSeq and is a predicted model, not a curated record. Gene Ontology annotation, cellular component: nucleus.